AUGGCAAGGAGACCGGACGAGGAGUACGAUUACCUCUUCAAGGUCGUCUUAAUCGGCGACUCCGGCGUCGGCAAGUCCAAUUUGCUCUCCAGAUUUACUCGAAACGAGUUCUGCUUGGAGUCCAAAUCCACCAUCGGCGUUGAAUUCGCCACCCGUACUCUUCAGGUCGAGGGUCGAACUAUAAAAGCUCAAAUAUGGGACACUGCAGGUCAAGAGAGAUACAGGGCCAUAACAAGCGCAUAUUACCGUGGUGCCCUUGGAGCCCUUCUCGUGUAUGAUGUAACAAAGCCGACGACUUUUGAGAAUGUGAACCGCUGGCUGAAAGAACUUAGGGACCAUGCCGACUCCAACAUUGUUAUCAUGCUCAUAGGAAACAAAACUGACCUCAAACACCUCAGGGCCGUGGCCACAGAGGACGCUCAGGGUUUUGCCGAGAGGGAAGAGCUUUCAUUUAUCGAGACAUCUGCUCUGGAGGCCACUAAUGUGGAAAAAGCUUUUCAGAACAUUCUUGCCGAGAUUUACAGGAUUAUUAGUAAGAAAUCGCUCGCAUCCAACGAGACUGCUCAGACUAACAUUAAAGAAGGACAAACUCUUGUUGUGGGCCCAGAUAACAGUGGGAAGAAGGCAUGCUGCUCGACAUAA
Molecule: messenger RNA, 642 nt
Organism: Striga hermonthica
Lineage: Eukaryota; Viridiplantae; Streptophyta; Magnoliopsida; Lamiales; Orobanchaceae
Source: the annotation of a GenBank genome assembly